GUUCCUUCAUCUUAGCAGUGAGCAGUAAUGGCCGCAUCACUGAGCUGCUGCUGCUGCUGCCGCCGCGGGAAUCCGCUCAGACUGAGCCUCCGACUCGGCGCUCACUCACACUCAUAACCGCAGAGCCCCGGACAGCGGCGGCCGGAGGGGAUUAACGCCCCGCGAAUGAAGCUGGAGGAGAGCAUUCGAGUCCGCAUGUGCAGAACCCAGUCACGUCGACGCUGAUUCCGGUUCCACGUCAUCAGUGACAGUGACGCAUUGCAGCGCAGAGUGAUGAGCUCACAGCAGCGUGGGAAUGCAACCCCGCCCCUCCUUGCUCCACAUACCUCCUCCUCCAGCCAUGGCAGGCAGGGCUCGUCUCCCGGCCUGCUGGACUCCUACCCGCGAUCCUCCAGGAGAGGCUGGGCCGGCACUUCUUCGUCCGCACCGGCUCACGCCACCUCAGUGAGCCGGGCGUCCUGCAGUAACCCUGCCUCCUCGCGGAGAGCCGUGUCCGGCCGCUCUGAGCCCUGGCCGGAGGAAGCUGUGGACGACGCUUAUGGCCUUUACUCGCUGCACCGCAUGUUCGACAUCGUGGGCGCUCACCUGACGCACCGGGACGUCCGCGUGCUGUCCUUUCUGUUCGUGGACGUCAUAGACGAGUAUGAGCGUGGCGGCAUUCGGAGCGGGAAGGAUUUCCUGCUGGCGCUGGAGCGUCAGGGACGCUGUGAUGAGACGAACUUCCGGCACAUUCUCCAGCUGCUCCGCAUCAUCACCAGACACGAUCUUCUGCCUUACGUCACUCUACGCAAGAGACAGACGGUGUGUCCAGAUCCGGUGGAUAAGUAUUUGGAGGAGACGUCCGUACGCUACAUUUCCCCCAGAGGGUGCAGAGCCGAAAGCCAGCAGGCCACGCCCCACAGGAGAGCAGGACCCCAGCCUGUGAUCUGCUGCCCUGCCCCGUCGGAGCCUCAGGUGUGCCCACCCCGCGCCAAACCCGCACCCCACACUCCGAACAGGAAGAGGAAGAGAGCCCACAGUGCAGCCGAUUGCAGAGAAAAACAGACCUGCGACAUACGCCUGCGCGUCCGGGCCGAGUAUUGCCAGCAUGACUCGGCUCUGCAGGGCAACGUGUUCUCCAACAAGCAGGAGGCGCUAGAGAGGCAGUUCGAGCGCUUCAACCAGGCCAACACCAUCCUGAAGUCGCGCGACCUCGGAUCCAUCAUCUGCGACAUCAAGUUCUCGGAGCUGACGUACCUGGACGCGUUUUGGCGGGACUACAUUAACGGCUCGCUGCUGGAGGCGCUGAAGGGCGUCUUCAUCACAGACUCGCUCAAGCAGGCCGUCGGCCACGAGGCCAUCAAACUGCUCGUCAACGUGGACGAGGAAGACUACCAGGCCGGCCGGAGGAAGCUGCUGAGGAACCUGAUGGCGGGAGGGGCGGGAUCAGGCAGCCGGGAGGCGGGUUCGUCUUAGUGGAGGUGAGGUCAGUUUGAGCUGGAGGCGGGGUUUUGAGCUGUAUUUUAAUGAACAGACUGGAAAAGGUGCAGUGAAUGGACUGCUGGACUUGGAGAAGAGCUCUAAAGUGACUCUGAAAGAGAGAGAGAGACGAGACGGAGGGACAGAAGAGGCCGCAGGCCGCGGAGAAUGUAGAGAAAGUGUAUUGGACGUUUUUUUUUUUUUUUUAUGUAUUUUCUUUGACGUGUCACAACCGAGGUGUGGAAAUAAUAAACACAAUGAACGGAAAUAGAGGGACAUAAAAAAGGCAUUUAAUUUCUUUGAGAUUUUUUAGUGCUAAAUACGCAACACUAAUUUUUAUUAUUUUUUUUUUUUACUUGUGAAUUUCCACAUUUUUUUUUGUACAUUUUUUCAUCAUGUAUUGCACAAACAUCUGUUUUAAUGACUGUGAAUCUAUGUGUGUGCGUGUAGGUGGAGAAAGGUCCCGGUAAAGAAGAUUUCUGUCUCCCACAGCAGCUGGCUUGCCUUCGGACUUCAGCGCGCAGUGCUACAGCUCGUUCCGAAUCAGCUCUCCGAUCAGUGUUGUAUUUAUAUCCGAAUUAAGCAUCCAUGUGCGAUGACUUCUUUUCUUUCUUCCUCUCUUCCUUUCUUUUCCUGAGAGGCUUGAAGUGUUCUAGCAGUGGACUUGGGACUGUGUGUACCGACCCAGAGCAGCAGCCUUACCAGAGACUCCGUUUCACACCACAGUUCGCGUCAGCCUUUCAUCACGUCUGGGUUCAUUUUCCACCUUUGAUACCACAUGAAUUUUCUCCCUGCUAUUUUAAGAGAAAUCGGCGUAAUCCUACUGAAAAAGUACAACGCAAGACCAAUUUGAACAGUUGAAGCUAUAAUAAACUGUGCUGGGUGCUACCUGCACUGCUAGGCCGCUUGCCAGUUCAUGCAGAACCAAUGCCAUCUUGAAUUGACCUAUUCAGGCUCCACCCACAAGCGUGUUCUUUCGUAGCUGCUGCUUCGGUUUUACAGAGCGCUGUUCGCCCUGACGCGAAACUUUAGGGCACUUUGUUUAGAAACGCUGCGUAAUAUUGCGUCUGAACAGCUACUGGCAGGAGGUGGCGACAGUGAGUUUGCUACGGUGUUGAUUGGACACCUCUGACAACGUGACCUUUCACACAUCGAAUGGUUUGAUGUGUCGCUGACCCCAGACGCUGUCGAUCAGCCAAGACUGUCCAGAUGUAGUACUGGAGGCUAAUGUGGCUAAAAAACACGGUCAGUAGUCGCCCAGAUCUUUUCUGAAAACGUGUGAUUUUACUGUCCAUCCCUGUUCGAGGAGCUGGAUCCGUUUACCAGUUUCUGGCACAACGGUUUCUCACACAAAUCAGCUUUAACAGUAAACAACAACAACAGCAGCCACGAUGGAGGAGCUUCAGCUCCAGACUCGCCUUCUGCUGCGUUCGACGGUCAGUGCUGGUGUCCCAGUGAGAAGGGUUACCGUGUUCAGCAUGGGUUUUCCCGAUACGGUACCAGCGCAAAUGACUCAAAUGCAUGAUCGUGAAUUUGUGCUCGGUGGAAAAGCGGCUGGCAUCUAAUUCCGACUCCCUGCAUUCGCGAUUUCCGGUUCUGUGUUUAAACAUAUAUCCUCUGCUUGAAAAUUCAAGAUUGACAGUGAUUUAUAAAUAGAAACAAAGGUCACUCUGGAACGUCGGGGGGGAAACCAUGAGAAAUUUUGGACUUAAUGUGAGGGGGAACUGCAAAAAAUGGUGUUAAAUAUAUAAAUAUAUCUUAAAUAUAGUCAAUAAAUCAAAUUUCUCCUGGUGAGAUUGUUGUAAGCUUCAUUUAAGAUUAUUUCGCUUAUUUCUAGACUUUGUUUUACUUUUUAUUAAGUAGAAUUCACACUAUAUUAGCAGAUUAUUGUGCUUGCUGUAAGAAAUGAUCUUAAAACCAGCAACCUUACCUUAGUUACUUAAUAAAAGGACCCAAAACAGGUAAAAAUGUCUAGAAAUAAACUAAAUAAUCUAAUAAUAAGUGCAGAACCAUCUCAGAAUGGGAAAUAUUAGAUACAUCCACUAGAUUUAAGAUCAUUUCACUUGAAAAGAGCAUUUUUUGCCGUGUGGGAAAUCCAAUGCCUCGUGAAGGCGGAGCCAACUAACUUGUUUGGGUUGCGGAAUUAUAUUACAGUGGUGAAAAGAGCCGGAAUAGAGGAAUUUCGGGAAGCAUCGGUAGCAAAUUUGCUCCCAGUCCAGCACCAGAAGUUGAACAGGUUGUCCUCAGACUGUACCCUAGUUACGAGAUCACACGUUUGUGGGCGGAGCCUUGGAGAUGUCAGAUGUCCUAAUAAAUCGAAGACCGUUUCGGAGACUGGGGAUGUGAAUGUCCGUGUAAUAUGAUUUUGGACCAGUGCUAAAUUCCCUACAGCAGUGGGUCAGAUUCCGUAUCACUAGUCGUGAAGGAAACCCCGCCUAGAGAACUGACCGCGUCCGGCAAGAGUUACAGCCUAAAGAUUUGCAAAAAAAUUGAAUUAAAUGUCUGAAUGAUUAGAAACCUGGUUUGCUGGAUGUCAGAUUUCCCGCUGGUCCAUGUGAAGCUUUUGGGUGUUUCGCCUAUUUAACAUCCCGAGUUGUUAUUCGGAACGCCUGGAAAAGCGCUUGGCUCCCGUCCCCUUUCGGCCUUGUUGCGGUGCUCUUUCUUUUGAGGGUUUGAUGCCCUGUAUUUAAGGACGUUGUAUUUUAAACCUGGAGACUGAAUCUUUUUCACCAUUUUCCUUUAUUUAAAAUAGCUUCGGUUUUAAAGCUGGAAAAAAACUCAAGGGACAUUUAUCACCAGACCUGCCGACCUGACCCAGUGCAUCAAACUCCGCGCCUCGAGAACCUCGAAGGUUUAUAAUGUGGCUCAGUUUAGAACACUUUGGGUAAAAUAGCUCUGAAAUACCAAAGCUACUCACUCUCCUUUUCUCUUUACCUGUGCUCCCUCUCUCCAGUUUAGCCAUGAAAAUGGUUGUGAAACGGCUUGGCGCAGCCAUUCGGUCAGCUGUGGGUCCGCAGGCUGCUGCUGUCUUCAUUGUGAAAGCAGGAAAAGAUUUUCUUGUAAGGUUUUCCUAAUGGAAUUAAACAGAGUUAUGAAAUUGGUAUCUAUUAUAUAGGUUCUAUGUUCUGUUGGUUGUGUUCUGAGUGUUUGUCCAUAAGACCUGCAUGUGUAUGACUCCCUGCAAACACCACAGUGGAAAAAUGAGCUGUGUUCGGUAGACUUAAAAUCUUAAUCUAAAGAAGUUUCUAACCUUUUUUCUACUUUGGUUUUCAUAGAGAAAGUGUUGAGCGCUCGUUUUUUCUUUUCUCGUUUUUCUUUUUUAUUUCGAAGAGAUGGCGUUCUCGACUCGGCCGAGCGGAUGAAGACGGAGCACUUUGUUUUGUACUCGAGUAUCUCACCUCCUGUAAGCCUAGUCAGUUGUAUACACCAUUCCGAAAACAUAGGAAAAAUAAAGCAGCAUCUGCAAAGUGUUGCGUUGCGACUUUUUGAUUUACGAAUCAGUUUAUUUUGUUCACUAUGGAGGCGAUUGUGUUAAGUGAUACAUUUACAUGCAUAAUAGCUGGCUGAUGAAUUCAGUGUACAAAUCAAUAAAACAAAUAAUUUAAUAAAGUGAGCUACGAGGGUUUUCUUCCUCCUAGUGUAUCUUGGAAAAGAAUAAAUUAAGGUAGAACUUGGGGAUGCACCGUCAUAUCUGAAUCAACAGUAUCAGGUAUUUGUUAUAAAAGUUGGUGACUUUGAUUUGGGAACGACAUUUGACUUGUUGUGUACUGUUGGGCUGCUGCUCUAAAAUAUAUGCAGUUUAUUCACUUUGAUGCAAUUGUAAUCCUCUACAAAUAAACAUUUGCCUUUAAUGGUAA
This is a messenger RNA of Pygocentrus nattereri (red-bellied piranha), 5315 nucleotides long. It is a transcript of the gene dedd, whose product is annotated as death effector domain containing. Lineage: Eukaryota; Metazoa; Chordata; Actinopteri; Characiformes; Serrasalmidae. Gene Ontology annotation, biological process: regulation of apoptotic process; extrinsic apoptotic signaling pathway via death domain receptors; apoptotic process. Gene Ontology annotation, cellular component: nucleolus. The transcript is spliced from 6 exons. The coding region runs from base 274 to 1455 and encodes 393 amino acids. The record is from RefSeq and is a predicted model, not a curated record. Gene Ontology annotation, molecular function: protein binding; DNA binding.